Leguminivora glycinivorella is the source of this 5384-nucleotide messenger RNA. RefSeq names its product laminin subunit gamma-1 (gene LanB2). The record is from RefSeq and is a predicted model, not a curated record. Lineage: Eukaryota; Metazoa; Arthropoda; Insecta; Lepidoptera; Tortricidae.
AAAAGCUGCCUUUUCAAGUCCUCACAGAGGCACAGCCCGCGCGGCCACUCUCCGGUGCAACUCUUUGCCCGACACCCACCCGCCCUCAGUGCCCGACCGUCCGCCGGCCCGCGCGCACGAUGCCACCGUACCUGUUCCUGUGCCUCCUGUCGCUAGCCCUCGCGCAAGACCUAUACCACACGCAGCACCCUGGCAACAGCAAACUAGCUUCCUGUUACGACUUCGACGGAACGCCGCAGAGAUGUAUUCCCGAAUUCGUGAACGCGGCAUACGAGGUACCAAUGGAAGCAACCAACACCUGUGGAGACCGCGGCGAGACUCAAUUCUGCACGCAGACGGCCGCUGGGUCUUCUAGCAGUUCCAGGUCCUGCGAGACCUGCAAGCCUGGGCAGUUCUCCAGCAGGUUCCUCACGGAUACCCACUACGACUCGCACAAUGACAUCACCUGGUGGCAGUCUGAGACUAUGAAGGAGGGCAUCCAGUAUCCUAACCAGGUCAACUUGACCUUGCACUUAGGCAAAUCCUACGACAUCACAUACAUCCGAAUCGUCUUCUACUCGCCUCGCCCGCAGAGUUUCGCCAUCUACCGGCGGGCCAGUGAAAACUCCGAAUGGGAACCUUACCAGUACUUCAGUGCCUCCUGUCGCGACAUGUACGGCGUACAAGAGCAAAGAGCAGCGGACUUGCAGGCAGAGACUAGGGCGCUCUGCACCAGCGAAUAUUCCGACAUUGCCCCCCUUUCUGGGGGUAACGUGCUCUUCUCAACUCUGGAGGGAAGACCGUCCGCUUAUACGUUUGACAGCAGUCCUGAACUUCAGGAAUGGGUAACAGCCACCGAUAUCCGUAUCUCCCUGGACCGUCUGAACACGUUCGGAGACGAGAUCUUCGGUGACAGCUCCGUGCUACAGUCGUAUUGGUACGCCAUCGCCGACGUGGCCGUCGGGGCUAGGUGCACGUGCAACGGACACGCUUCUGUCUGCGAGCGACAGAAUGGUGUUAUGACUUGCAGAUGUGAGCACAACACGGCCGGUCGUUCCUGCGAGCGAUGCAGGGACUCGUACAACGACGCACCGUGGGGUCGAGCCACCACCACUAAUGUGUUCGAGUGCAAGGCCUGCAAUUGCAACGGGUUCUCCAACAAAUGUUACUUCGACAAGGACCUAUAUGAGCACACUGGGCACGGCGGUCACUGUAUAGACUGUGCCGAGAACAGAGAUGGGCCGAACUGCGAGAGAUGUAGGGAGAACUACUUCUCGUCACAAGGAGAUAUUUGUCUACCGUGCAACUGUGAUCCUACUGGUUCCCGCAGCCUCCAAUGCAACGCCGAGGGCAAAUGCCAGUGCAAGCCCGGUGUAACCGGCGACAAAUGCGACGCGUGCGCACCGAACCACUAUGACUUCACUGCGCUCGGCUGCAAGCCUUGCGACUGCAACGACGCUGGCAGCUACGGGAAUAUGCCACAGUGUGACCCGACCACUGGCGUGUGCCAGUGCAAGCAGAAUGUUGAGGGCAGGAGAUGUCGAGAAUGUAAACCUGGUUUCUUCAACCUGGAUCUCGACAACGAGUUCGGCUGCACACCCUGCUUCUGCUUCGGCCAUUCGUCCCAAUGUAACUCAGCGCCGAAGUACCAGUCCUACGAACUGAGCGCACAUUUCUUGAGAGACUCGGAGAAAUGGAGCGCUGAGACUGACAGACGCGAUCCAGCGACGCUUCAGUUUAACGCUAAUACGCAGAAUAUUGAAGUUCGUUCAUCAGGCCCAGAGACGGUCUAUUUCUUAGCCUCCAACCAGUUCCUGGGCGACCAGCGUCCAUCCUACAACCACAAGCUGAAGUUUACCCUUCGCCUGGGGGAGAGUAGGGGGUACCCGUCCGCCCAGGACAUCAUCCUGGAGGGGGCGCAGCAGUCUGUGGCUAUCAACAUCUACGCGCAGAAUAACCCGGAGCCUUCUGACCAGGCUCAAGAGUUCUCCUUCAUCCUGCAUGAAGACCCUCGGUACGGCUGGACCCCGACCCUCUCAAACUUUGACUUCAUGUCGAUCCUGCAGAACCUCACGGCCAUCAAGAUCAGGGGCACCUUCAACAGGAACGGAGUCGGGUAUCUCAUGAAUGUCAAGCUUGAGACUGCUAAGGUGGGUCGCGAGAAAGGCCUAGGCCCAGCCAACUGGGUUGAGAAGUGCAGCUGCCCCGCGGCCUACGUAGGCGACUAUUGUGAGGAGUGUGCUCCUGGGUACCGCCACGAGCCUGCCAAUGGAGGGCCGUACUCGACUUGCAUACCCUGCGACUGCCACAAGCACGCACACAUCUGUGAUACUGCUACAGGAUUCUGCAUUUGCAAGCACAACACAGCCGGUAGCAACUGCGAGCGUUGCGCCAAGGGUUACUAUGGCAACGCUAUAGCUGGCACUCCUGAUGACUGCAAGCCGUGCCCUUGCCCCAAGAGCAGUGGCUGCGUACAACUGGCUGACCAAAGUAUCUGGUGUACUGACUGCCCUAACGGUUACGCUGGACCAAGAUGCGAAGUCUGUGCCGACGGUCACUUCGGAGACCCGACCGGCCAAUUCGGACCGAGCAAGGAGUGCGAAGAAUGCCAGUGCAACGGCAACGUGGACCCGAAUGCUGUGGGCAACUGUAACAGGACCACUGGAGAGUGUCUGAAAUGUAUCUAUAAUACUGCUGGGGAGCACUGUGACAAGUGCUUGGCUGGUUUCUUCGGCGACGCUUUAGACCCGACAAAGAAGGGAGAUUGCAAGCCCUGCGAGUGUGACGAGCACGGCACUAUCGAGAGCACGGACGGCGCUCCUCAGUGCGAUGGUCUGACUGGCUACUGUUCAUGCCGGCCGCAUGUGAUUGGUCGACAGUGUGACCGAUGCGAGGACGGGUACUAUAACAUCAGAUCUGGAGAAGGCUGCAAGUCGUGCGAAUGUAAUCUGGAAGGCUCAUAUAACUCAACUUGCAAUCCGUACACUGGCCAGUGUUACUGCAAGCCGGGGAUCGAUGGAUUGAACUGUGACCGUUGCCGCGAGUACCACUACGGGUUCUCAGCGGAGGGCUGUCAAGACUGCGACUGUGAUGAGUGGGGCUCCACAAACUACCAGUGCAACGCUGACGGGCAGUGCGAGUGUCAGGAGAACGUCGAGGGCCGGCGGUGUGACAGAUGUAUGGAGAACAAAAAAAAGCGCGCCGACGGUCAGGGCUGCGAGAGCUGCCCGCACUGCUACAACCUCGUUCAAGACGCCGUCACUCUGCACAGGAAGGAACUGAAAGAACUUGAUGAGAUCCUCUCGAAAAUCUCCAAAGCGCCAACCGUAGUGGAAAACGCUGACUUCGACAAGGAGCUACAGCGCGUCAGAGAAGAUAUCCAGCGUUUGAGCGAAGAAGCGAAAUCUCAACUAGAAGGCGGGGACGACAGUCUUACCGACACACUUGCGGAUCUGGCUGAGAGACUACAUGAUGUCGAGGAUAUGCUGGUGAAGAUUGAGCGUCUGAGCGACGAGGGCAAUGAAUCCGUCGACAGGAGCAAGGGCAAUGUAUCCAAAGCCAAGGACACUAUUGAGGCAGCGCAGAAAGAAAUCAACAGCGCCCUAGAAUACCUAGACGGUGAAGGCGCCUCAGCGCUCCUCAAAGCCCGGAACCGCUCCGACCAGUUUGGCAAACAAUCCGUCGAAAUGUCCGCCCUAGCCAAGGAGUCGCGCCUGUUAGCCGACAAGUUGGAAAACGAGGCGCACAACAUCAGGGACAUCGCCGAGAAGGCAUUUAAUACGUCCAUCGCGGCUAACAACUUGGCUAAGGACGGGAUGACGAAGCAGGCUAACAUCAGCAACGAAGUCCAGAUCCUCUCCAACGACUUAAACGCCGCGUCGGGGAAGCUGAACAGUAUGACCGAGCACGCUGACGCCGCCCUCAAGAGAGCUAAAGCUGUCUAUGACGAAGCUUUGGGGCUGUACGCUGAAGUCAACACAACCCUGCUACCGGAUAUCAAACUAAUCAAGCUGAAGCAAGAUGCUACUGAAAUGAAUAAGACGAUCGACCAAAGGUCAUCCGACCUGGACAGCCUCAUCUCCGCCAACCGAGACAUGCUGACAAGCCUCGAAGACGCCAUCAGACGCGGCAAGGACCUCCACUACCAAGGACAGCAGAGGCAGGAUGAGCUAAGCGAACUGUUGGCUAGACUAGAUGAGCUUCAGGCACAGGCCAAAAGUGAUGUCAACUUGGCUAACGUCACUCUGAAGGAGGCCAAUGAGAUUUAUCAGACUUUGAAAGAAUUCAGCGACCAAGUAGCGGAAUCCCGCCAGCAGGCGGAACAGGCGAGACUCGACAUCCCAGCGAUCCAGGACAAGGUUGCCUCGGCCGAGGCGAGCAUCAACAGCAUCGCCGAGGCGCUCGACGAGGCGUCCAACAAGGCUAAAGAGGCGAGGGACCUUGCGCAACUCGCUCAGAAGGAUUACGCUGAGAAAGCUAGCGAGGCGGCUCAUGAGAUCAAGAAGAAGGCGUCUACCUCCAGAGCUGACGCUGGCAAGCUUCGGGACGAAGCUGAGAAACUUUCGACCCGAGUGGAAGGCACGGCCAAGCAGCUUGCCGAUCUUGAGAAACAAGCCGAUGAGAAUUUUCAGCUCACCAGAGAUGCCAAGAUGAAGGUCGGCCAAGCCAACACAGACGCCAGGGAGGCCGAAAAGCAGGUCAACAAAGGUCUCGCUGACCUUGGCGUCAUCAAGGACGAGCUAAGGAAUCUUCCCACCUUGGACAGCGAAGCUUUGGACCGGCUGGAGGAGAAUCUGAACACGGUGCAGGCCGAGCUGGUGGCCUUAGACCUGGACGGCAAGAUCAAAGCACUGAAAGAGGCCAAGCAGAACCACCUGAGAUGGAUGGAACAAUACAAGAACGAGCAUGACUCCCUUCGUCUGGAAGUGGAAAACGUGAAGGACAUACUCGACCAGCUGCCAGAAGGCUGCUUCAAGAGGAUCGUGCUGGAGCCCACCGAGGGGCCGAAGAGGGCCUCCUACAGUUAGACGUUUCGAACGCGAUUAUUGUUUAGAAGUAAAUGAAUUUAGCGUGCAAAGAAGGUCAUAUCACGAUGACGAUUUGAUUCGUAUUGUCAUCAAAAGUUGGUUUUAAAUGACAGAUUGGCAUAAAAGGUAGCUCUUGACAGUUUAGAUUAUAUUAGAUUUUCUUUAUUUCUUAUUGAAAAUUACAUGAUAUUUUAACUUAAAAAUAACACAAAUUCACAAAAAGGUCGUCGUAUGUAUUAAUCAUGAAACAACAAAUAAUAAUUAAAAAAUCGACAAGAAUGUCAAAAAAAAGCGAUACAAUUAAUAAAAAAUAAAAAACAGUUACGACUGUAUAUCGAUACAGAAUAGAUGUAGUGCGAAAAGGGUUUCCUUCGUAUU